Molecule: messenger RNA, 1728 nt
Organism: Theobroma umbraticum
Lineage: Eukaryota; Viridiplantae; Streptophyta; Magnoliopsida; Malvales; Malvaceae
Source: RefSeq, a predicted model, not a curated record
AUGGAGUGGAGGAACUACUCAUUAUUAGUGAUUGAAGGUGACUUUGUGAAUGCGGUGGGGCUUUCUUGUGAUUGGUCAUGGGGUUGUACAGGGGGUGCCAUUGUUUGGGCAGGUUUUGGUGGGUGUUUCUUUGAAGGUAGAUUUGAGCUCCGAGCUGCCACCAACAACUUUGACAGAGAGCUAGUAAUUGGUAAUGGUGGUUUUGGUAGAGUUUUCAAAGGUUGCAUUGAUGGUGAAACUCCAGUUGCUAUAAAGGCCUUGAAGCCAACAUCAACUCAAGGUUCCAACGAGUUUGAGGCAGAAAUUCAAAUGCUAUCCGAUCUCCGACACCCCCAUCUUGUAUCACUGAUAGGUUACUGUGAUGAAGGGAUCAAGAUCAUUGUUUAUGACUACAUGCCUCGGGGAACCGUCCGGGAUCAUCUGUACAGCACUCAGGGUCCACCGUUAUCAUGGAAACAAAGGCUUGAAAUCUGCAUUGGUGUUGCCCGUGGGCUUACAUACCUUCAUGCCGAAAACCCCAAGAUCAUCCACAGAGAUAUCAAGCCAAGCAACAUUCUCUUGGACAAAAACUGGGUCGCCAAGGUUUCAGAUUUUGGUCUUUCAAGAUUAGGCCCAACAUGCUCAUCACGCAGCCAUGUCACAACUGGUGUUAAGGGUACCUUUGGAUAUUUGGAUCCUGAUUAUUUUCAGACUAACCACCUCUCAGUGAAAUCCGAUGUGUAUAGCUUUGGGGUAGUUUUAUUUGAGGUGCUGUGUGCUAGACCAGCCGUGGAUUUGAGGCAAGAUGAUGAACAACAAAGCCUGGCAGAGUGGGUUCGACAAUGCAUUAAAGCUGGCAAGCUUAAUAGAAUUAUCGAUCACAAUCUAAAAGGUGAAAUUGCUCCAGAGUGCUUGAAAAUGUAUGCAAGUAUUGCUUUAAAGUGUCUGAAUGAUGAUAGACAUAAGCGGCCUACAAUGGCUGCUGUGUUAAAGAGGCUUAAGCAUGCUUUGGAGUUGCAAGAGCGCACUGAUGCUGCUUCAGAUGAGGAGAUCAUGAGCAGCAAUGGCAUGGAGAUUGUGUUAAGACCAAACAACAAUUCCAAGGUGGUGAUGCAUUCCUGUCCAACAUUUUGGAACAAAACAAUUUCUCACAAGGAAUUAUUCAGGUUCGUAAGUGACAAGACAGGAUUGAAAUGGGUUAGACCACCAGCUCUAUGUGGUCUCCAGGCCCUGUGUUGUGCUAUUCCAGCUUAUGGGGCCUUGUCACUCGAUGGCCGAAUGAGCAACUCAAGUGACUGCGGGCUUCAUGGAACACCAGGGAGGGUUAUGGAUCCAAUUUUAUUGGAUGAUGAUGAUACUUUCAAAUUAUGAGCAUACCAAGUUGUAUUUGUGCUUUUUUCUUUUUUGUGUGCGCAUAUACCACUAUUCGCUUUCAUGUCUCACGUCUUAUAAAAAGUUUCAAUCUUAAGCUCGUACAAGGGCGGGCGACAAUAGUGUGGAAGACGUGUGAGUCAAAAGGAAGAGCAAUUUAACUGCUUCAUUUCUUUUUCCUGGCAACUUGCAGGGAAAGUAUCAAUAAUUGUGCCUCACAGACAGAGGGAAUUGAAGCUAUUGGCUCCUUUUUUUCUUGUUCUUAUCUUUGCUUUUCCGUUUUAUUUCGUUGGACUCGAAAGUCGUUGUCGUUGGAAGCAUGUAAUUAAUAUAAGCUAGAGUAUGAGCCGUGUGCAACACACGUGCCCCUUUGCACUC